Messenger RNA from Porites lobata, 1230 nucleotides. NCBI's taxonomy places the organism in Eukaryota, Metazoa, Cnidaria, Anthozoa, Scleractinia, Poritidae. The record is from the annotation of a GenBank genome assembly.
AUGGUAUUUAAAAAACAUGGCGGACCAUCUGAUGAAAUGUCAAGGACUUCAAAAUGCAAGGUGACCGUAGCUCUCCUCGCUUCCAUUUACCUAGUUCUUACAAUUUAUGCACUUAAAGUCCUUCUGUCGAGCGAGGAUGAAGCAGCAUUUCCAAAACCAGUUGUCGCGCAGUCUACCCAAAAAGUUGCCAAUGCGUACAAGUCAAGACCAUCGCAACAUUCGAUUGAUGUAGAAAUUUGGGGGAAAGCGGCCAUUGGGUUGUAUCUUUGGGAGCAUAUCCUCGAGGGUCCUUUAGAGGAGAGGCUUGGAGGAGUGUGGAGUUAUGGACAAAAGCAGAUUCGCACUGUGAGGUUCACCUUUCGCACUGGCCCAGGCGUUGUUCCUGAGAAAGUCCCAAGACAAGCUAGAAAUGUUGUGCUCGUUGGUAACGGACGAGAACCAAAAAAGGUUGAGUUCGCGCGAACCUGGCUUGAUUCCCUUAAAAAUCUUCCAAAUCUUCGUCAUGUAGCAGUCGUAAUUUUGGGAAAUGAGCGGUGCGAAAAUGAUUGGUUGUUUCCAUACAUGCAAAUUCAUGGCGGACUUAUUCAAUUUGCUUUUAUUGUUUAUGACAUCCCGUACGCCGAUUCAAAAACCUUUUACCAGUGGCCAUUGGGAGUAGCCACGUACAGGAAUUUCCCAAAUGUCUAUUUUAUGUCUGUUGAUGCUCAAAAACGGCGAAAAUUUAGGUGCAAUUUUCUAGGUACUCUUUAUCCCAAUUCUUCUCGCAUGGUGCUGCAACGGGUUAUAAAUAAGUUUGGUCUUGACAGUGUCUGUUUUGUGAAGACAAGAGAUAGUUGGGCACCAGCCGAGACAGCUGAAUCAGCGAAUGACUUCCGUUAUGCUUUAGCUAACAGUGACUUGACUCUCAAUCCUGUGGGAAUGAAUACUGAAUGCUAUCGCAUAUACGAAGCUUGUUCUUAUGGAUCAGUGCCAGUGAUUGAAGAUGUGGUUACACCUGGAAGAUGUAAAAAAGAUACUAUGUCUCCUUUGAAUCUGUUGAAGACUUUUAAGGCUCCAUUUAUUUAUCUCAAGGAUUGGAGAGACCUACCCAAGAUCAUAGAGAAUGAGAUGCGCUUAUCUCAUGAGGAGAUUGUUAAUAGACGGCUUAAGAUAUUACAUUGGUACAAAACUUUUAAGGAUACAUUAAGAGACAAGUUUGUUGAUGUAAUACAAAAUACAUUUUCUGAAUAA